CGAUGGUGUCAGGUUUCCUCGGCCACAUUCUUCCCUCUUUUUCCUCAGGCACAGAGCAGGAGAGAGGGAGGGGGGAGAGAGAACUAACGGGGCGAACACAGAGAGAGAGAGAGAGACAGAGAGAGAGGGAGCGAGCGAGAGAGAACAGGAGUUUAGUUCACGGAGGCAGUGGUCUCAUUCUUGCUGUGUGAGAUCACAGAGGAGACACAAUGUGUUAGGAUCGGCCCCCGACGACUGGAUACAGGACAGAACAAGACGCGGAGAGAGAGAGAGAGAGAGAGAGAGAGAGAGAGAGAGGAGAGCGGAUAGGUGGAGGCCGGCCAAGGAAUCUGGAAGGAAGGACUCGACUGUGACAGCAGCAAGAGAGGUUCACCAGAAAGUACCGCAAAGGGACCGGUGAGAGAGAGAGAGAGAGAGAGAGAGAGACAGACAGACAGGGAGUGAAAGGGGCUGGAAAGUAAGCCGGUGGUAGUUUUUGUCUCUCAUGCUUUGGCAGUAAUCCUGGCACUCUUCUCCAUUUGAGGAACUCGGGACCACAGCCACACUCUCGCAAAUUGAAUCCACACUCUAUCCUGGAUUCUACCUGUCCUUCUGUCUGUCUGUCAGUCUGUCUGGCUGGCUGGCUGGCUGGCUGGCUGACUGACUGACUGGCUGACUGACUGGCUGACUGUCUGGCUGAGCGGCCAGAGUGCUAGCUGGCUUGUCGGCUAGCUGGCCGGCUGAUUGGGUGACUAGCACAGACUCACCGCCACCCUCGACAAUAUGAACUACCUGAACGUUCUCGCCAAGGCGCUGUUCGACAACGUGGCCGAGUCGCCGGACGAGCUGUCCUUCCGGAAGGGCGACAUCAUGACGGUGCUGGAGCGCGACACGCAGGGUCUGGACGGCUGGUGGCUCUGCUCGCUGCAUGGGCGCCAGGGCAUCGUCCCCGGCAACCGCCUCAAGAUCCUGGUGGGCAUGUACGACAGCAAGCAAGGGGGGCAGGGGCAGCAGCAGGCCCCGCCCACGGCCUCCUCCGCACUGGCCCCGCCCACCUCCCAGACGCAGUCCGCCUACGGCAUGCUCCCCCCCGGCUCCGCCCCCGCCUCCUCGCUGGGCUACCCCGGCGGCAAGCCCCUCCCCUCGUCCCAGUACACGUCCAUGCACUCGGCGUACUCCACGCCGACCCCCGCCAAGCCCUACCACGGCAACGUGUACAUGAUGCCCCCCUCCCACGGCGCCAAGCCCAGCCCGCAGAGCCUGUACCAGAUCCCCUCGGGGCCCAUGGGGUCCGCCCCGCAGCCCCCCAGCAAGGCCCGCGAGCUGGCCCAGAAACAGUACCACAUGCACGGGCAGGAUAUCUACCAGGUGCCCCCGUCUCUAGGCCCCGUGCCGAGCCAGGGCCUUUCCCAGGGAUUGCCCCCGACUGGGAUGUCAGGGGUCGGGCAGGACGUGUACCAAGUUCCCCCGUCCCUGGAGAAGAAGAGCUGGGAUAGCUCCAGCGUUUCCAAUGCGGGCAAG
Messenger RNA from Gadus morhua (Atlantic cod), 1500 nucleotides. It is a transcript of the gene bcar1, whose product is annotated as BCAR1 scaffold protein, Cas family member. The record is from RefSeq and is a predicted model, not a curated record. Gene Ontology annotation, molecular function: protein binding. Gene Ontology annotation, biological process: cell surface receptor protein tyrosine kinase signaling pathway; cell migration. Gene Ontology annotation, cellular component: plasma membrane; focal adhesion; cytoplasm. Lineage: Eukaryota; Metazoa; Chordata; Actinopteri; Gadiformes; Gadidae.